AUGGUGCCCAGAGGAUUUGGCUACUGGCUACAGAAGCCACAGGUGCCCCAGCAGCAGCCAUGCCCGCCUCAACAUAUCCAGAAGCCUGUGGAGCCCCAGAAGCCCGCCUGCCCAUACAAGCAGCCACAUGUGGCCCAGCAGCAGACCACAUGUCCGCCUGAGAGCCCCAAAGUGCCCCAGCAGCCACCACACCUGCCCAAAAAGCCUGAGAAGCCACAGGUGCAACUUACCUGCCCUCCCCAGGUCACCCAGCACCCCAAGGACCCGCAGCACCCCAAAGAACCUUAUGUGCUGCAGUUCCCUAAGGUUACCCAGCAGCCCUGGGUGCCCAAGGUUACCCAGAAACCCGAAGUUACCCAGCAGCCCUGGGUGCCCAAGGUUACCCAGAAACCCAAAGUUACCCAGCAACCCUGGGUGCCCAAGGUCCCCUACCCACCCAAGGUCCUCCAGCGACCCCAUGUGCCCAAAUACUGGUACCAGCGACCCCAGGUGCCGAAGUACCGGAUCCAUCGACCUCAGGUGGAAGGAGAAGAUGACCAUAAGGUGCAGCCACGGGCAAACCAGCAGCCCAGGUACCCCAUUCCCCAAGACCCCCAGCUGCCCAGCUACCCAGGUUCUCAGGACCCCCAGCAGCCUAGCUACCCCAUUCCCCAAGACCUCCAGCUACCCCAGCAGCCCAGCUACCCUGGUUCUCAGGACCUCCAGAGGCCCCAGCAGCCUGGCUACCCCGUUCAACCGGACCCUCAGCAGCCUAAGCAGCUUGGCUACCUGGUUCCACAGGAUGUCCAGCAGCUCCAGAGGCCCCAAUGGUUCCAGCAGCUGAGCUACUCCAUUCCCCAGGAGCCCCAGCAGCCAGUCUACCCCAUGCCCCACUACUCCCAGUGGCCCCAGCAGUCAGGCUACCCCGUGCCCCAGGACCCCCAGCAGCCCCUGCAGCUGGGCUAUCCAAUGUUCCAGCAGUCCCAGAAGCCCACCUACACAGUGCCCCAGCAACCCCAUAAACCCAGCUACCCUGUAUUCCAACUGCCCCAGCAGCCCAGCUAUCAUGUGGCCCAGAAGCCGAGCUACCCUGUGCCCCAUCUGCCCCAGAAGCCGAGCUACCCUGUGCCCCAUCUGCCCCAGAGGCCGAGCUACCCUGUGACCCAGAGACCGAGCUACCCUGUGCCCCAUCUGCCCCAGAAGCCGAGCUACCCUGUGCCCCAUCUGCCCCAGUGGCCGAGCUACCCUGUGCCGCAGAGGCCGAGCUACCCUGUGCCGCAGAGGCCGAGCUACCCUGUGCCGCAGAGGCCGAGCUACCCUGUGCCGCAGAGGCCGAGCUACCCUGUGCCGCAGAGGCCGAGCUACCCUGUGCCCCAGAGGCCGAGCUACCCUGUGCCCCAGAGGCCGAGCUACCCUGUGCCCCAGAGGCCGAGCUACCCUGUGCCCCAGAGGCCGAGCUACCCUGUGCCUCAGCUGCCCCUGAAUCCUGGGUUCCCAGUUUCUCUGCAUCCCAUAAAGCCCAGGUUCCCAGUUUCCCAGCGUCCCCAGAAUCCCAGCUACACCAUGUCCCAGCAUCCCCAAACACACAGCAACCCCAUGUCCCACCAGCCUCAGGAGCCCAACUACUCCUUACCUCAGCAGUCUCUGUACUUGGUUGCUCAAAUGCCCCAGGAGCCCAGCUACUCGGUUCCCCAGCAUCCCCAGGAGCCCAGCUACUCAGUUCCCCAGCAUCCCCAGGAGCCCAGCUACCUGGUUCCCCAGCAAUCCCAGAAGCCCAGCCACUAUGCUUCCAUACAGCCACAGGUGCGUAGCUUCCAGCCCCAGUGGCAGCAGCACCCUCAACUGCCCUGUUGUUCCCCUGGUCUGCACCAACUAGUACUGGUAAAGCGCGCCCUCCUGUCCAGUUGA
Messenger RNA from Acanthochromis polyacanthus (spiny chromis), 1887 nucleotides. RefSeq lists its product as uncharacterized. The record is from RefSeq and is a predicted model, not a curated record. NCBI's taxonomy places the organism in Eukaryota, Metazoa, Chordata, Actinopteri, Pomacentridae. Bases 1 to 1887 code for a protein of 628 amino acids. The transcript is spliced from 3 exons.